This is a messenger RNA of Seriola aureovittata, 3312 nucleotides long. RefSeq names its product IgGFc-binding protein-like. Lineage: Eukaryota; Metazoa; Chordata; Actinopteri; Carangiformes; Carangidae. The record is from RefSeq and is a predicted model, not a curated record. Bases 1 to 3312 code for a protein of 1103 amino acids. The transcript is spliced from 9 exons.
AUGACUUGUCAUAAUGUCUCCUGUGGAGAGGAUGAGGAGUGUAAGCUUAUUAGGGGUGUUCAAGGUUGCCAUACCAAACCCAAAGUGGCACACUGCUCUGUUGAUGGAUCCCACUACACCACGUUUGAUGGACAGGCAUUUGAAUUUCACGGUUCAUGUAACUACACUCUGGUGCAGACGUGCCCUCUCAAGAAAAUGGAUGUGGUGCCUGUUUUGAUUGCUGCACAGGGCAGCCACAGGGAGGGCAGGCAGAUCUACCUGCAAGUCAAUAAAAUGUAUUUGAAGACGUCAACAGCUUUUCCUGGAAAAAUUCAGGUAAAUGGAGUUUAUGAGAAUCUGCCAUUCUCCCAGAACAAUGUCACUGUACAUCAGAAAAAUGGAUGGAUAACCAUCAGGACCCGACAGUCACUUGAGCUUAUUUCAGACCUACGAAACCACAUUCAGGUCAAGAUUCCCAACAUUUACUACCAGACUACCUGCGGCCUUUGUGGAAACUACAAUAAUAAUCCUUUAGAUGACCUGCAGCUGCCCAAUGGCACCGUGAUCUCUGAUCUUGGCAUCUUUGGACCAUCAUGGAAGUUAAGUGGUAUUGAAUCAUCAUGCAGCGACACAUGUGACAGCAGCUGUCAACUCUGUCAGUCCCCUCUGCCAGAGUACACCUCUGACCUGUACUGUGGCCUCCUCACACACCCAAGAGGACCAUUCUCCUCUUGUCACCAUUUAGUGUGCCUACAGAAAUACUAUUCGCUCUGCAUGAAAAACCUUUGCGUUGCAAAGGGACAACGCUGGGCCCUCUGUGACGCCCUGUGGGCCUAUGAGGCAGCAUGUAAGGAAGCAGGAGGGAUGGCUGACCUCUGGACAAACACCACUGGCUGUGCUUAUCAGUGUCCUCAAUUCAGCCACUACAGCCAGUGUGCCAAUGCUUGCUCCUCAUUGUGUCCUGAGAUUAACCAGGCAGUGCAGUGCCCCAGAGACUGUGAGGAAGGUUGCCAGUGUGAUAGUGAACACCUUUAUGAUGGCCAUGCCUGUGUACCAGCAGAGCAGUGUGGCUGUGUACAGGACGGGAGGAGGUUUAUGGCCUCUGAGAGCAAACUUCUCCAAAACUGUACUGUUAACUGCACCUGUGGGCCUCCUCUUAUCUGUGAGCAAUACUCAUGUCCUUCACUGCACAGAUGUAUAGUUUUAGAUGGAAUCAUGACCUGCCACAAGGAUGAGCAAAUCCCAGAUCCAUGUGAGAGAAAAUGUGAUAAAACAGAGAAAUGUUCUCUGAGCAAUGGUGUGCCUGUCUGUAAGAGCCAUCAGGGUCUGUGUUGGACCUGGGGAAGGCAGCACUACCACACCUUCGAUGGGCUCAGCUAUGACUUUGAGGGCACCUGUACCUACCUGCUCGCAGCCAGCAAAGGGCCAGCAUGUGGUCUGACACCAUUUAGUGUGUCCAAGAAGAAUGACUGCAAAGGCAAUAGAGCUGCAUCCUCCACACAGGUGGUGACUAUACAAGCUUAUGGGUUCAUCAUCAAGCUCAGUAGUGAAAAGGAGAGCAUACGUGUUAAUGGUCAGCUGACUUACAUUCCUGUUAAUUUGUUGCAUGGCAAGAUUGAGGUCUCUUACAUGGAAGGCAGAACUGUGCUGAAAACUGACUUUGGUAUGCGUGUAGUCUUCGACUGGAACUCCACUGUUCUUGUUACACUGGGCCCACACUACAAAGGCAAAGUUUAUGGGCUUUGUGGCAAUUUUAACGGUGAUAUUCAAGAUGAGUAUCCUGUAACUACACCUGGUUCCCCUCCCAUUAAGACGAGUGUGGAGUUCGCAGAGUCUUACAAGCUCUUUGAUGGGGACCAUAACUGUUGCACUGGUUGUGAACUGGAUGAAGAGGCCUUACUAGCAGAUCCUGCGUCUGACAGCUCUAGUUACAGUAGACGGUGUGAAGUGCUCAUGGAUCAGAAUGGUCUGUUGGCCCACUGCCAUAGUCAUGUCGAUCCAUACUCCUUCUAUGAAAAUUGUGUAGUUGACCACAUUCUUAACACAGAGUUGAAAGUUGCUCUUGACCAAGCCAUAAAGUCUUACUCCAUAGUUUGUGAAGAAUCCAUGGAUGGCUACUACAGUGAAGUGACAGUUGAUGUGCAGUGUCCUCCAAACAGCCACUACAAGACCUGUGGCACAGCCUGUCCUCCAUCCUGUGAAUUUAAUGCCACAUUCUGUAAUAAGAUCUGUGUUCAGGGCUGCUUCUGUAGCCCUGGCUUCAUCAGGAGUCCAGAAGGCUGUGUAAGUCCACAUCAAUGUGGCUGCAUAGGCUCAAGAGGCAAAUACCACAGCCUCAACUCAACUUUCUGGAUCCCAGACAACUGUGGUCAACUCUGUACUUGUGGACCAGCUGCUGGAGAGGUCCGCUGCCAUCCAGCCCAGUGCCCCAGAGGAAUGGUCUGCAAGCAGCUACAUCACAAGAGAGUUUGUCAACCUGAAAAACCCCAGAACUGUACCAUUGUUACUGGGCUGCAUUUUACAACCUUUGAUGGACAUUAUUUUGACUUUAGAGACAGUUGUGCAUAUUCAUUAGUUCAAACUAACUCCAACUUAACUGGUAUAACGCCCUUCAGUAUCACUAUAUCUGAUGCAAGUUGCUACAAAAGACUUUUUCAUAGCCUUACCUUAACACUCUCAGUCUAUGGUCUGGAAGUGGUGGUAAAAAAAGAUGACCCAGGAGAGGUUUUGGUUGAUGGACUGUUUAAGUCUUUACCAUACUCUCACCAGAUGGGCCAUGUAAAUGUCUACCGCACACCUUCAUCGGUUGUCAUUCACACUGAUGUGGGAUUACAGCUGAUCGUCUAUAAUAGCGGUACUCUAAUGGUUAUCCUCCCCAGCAGUUAUGGCUCUUCUGUCUCUGGGCUUUGUGGGAAUGCCAAUGGUGACCCUCAUGAUGACCAAAUGAUGUCCAAUGAAGAGCUUGCCAAAAAUACACUAGAGCUUGCCCACAGCUGGAGGGCUCGUGGAGCAGAGACCUGUAGGUCCAAUUGUUCCUCUGGACAGAAGCAUUGUCGUAUUGAGGCACAGAGGCUUUUUGAAGGCAGUGAUUUUUGUGGGGUGUUGUUGAAUGAGCUAGGACCAUUUGCAGACUGUGCCUCAGGGUUGGAUCCCAAACCUUACUUCCACAGCUGUGUAGUGGAUUCCUGCUCUUUUGACGGACACUACUCAGCACUCUGCAAUUCUAUUGCAUCUUAUGCUGCUGCCUGCCAAGCAGCUCAGCUGCCUGUCAGACAGUGGAGGAGUGACACUUUCUGUGGGUUUAGAGCUUUACCAAAAAUGGCAGCUACAUGA